UUGAUUUUUUUCUCGUCUCCACCCCGUUGCCACCAAGUGACAAGCUGUAGUUGUCCAUGGCAACUACUAUCUAUUGCUAUAGUGAUCACUUGCACUUCUUGCGUCUUUCGCUGAGGUUUUUAUCUUAAAGUUUCCUCAUCUUUGCAAACAUUAGACUAGUGAAACAUCGAGAUGCAGAGGGCAGCGAGUCGACAUUCAGAGACUUCUGAACAGGAGAUGGAUGGCCUCGAAAAUGAAUUGGCCAAGAUGCAAAGACAGUAUCGAAUAAUGGAGGGAGAUCGAAAAGCAUAUUGCGAAGAAUCUCAAAAUAUCAUCAGAAAACAAAGAGCACAAAUUUCAGCUCUACAGGAGGAAAGGGAAGACAUACAGACCAACUUGAUUCUUGCUCAGUCUAUGCAAAAUAAUAAAAAUGAUAAUUCAAAUAUGGAUGAGUUACGUAAUUUAUUGUCUGAGCAAGACGCAUAUGAGAAAAUGAUUCAAGAGGAGAGUAUGAGUAUACGUAACCUUGAUAAAGAAAUUCGAGGAAUGGAAAAAGAAAUAAUUGCACAACACAAGAAUAUGGGUGGUGUGCAUUCUAGUCAUCUUCGACAUGUCAGUGCACAGAAGCAGAGUCGUGUGUUGGAAAAUCGGCUCGAUAAAGCAACAAUCGAAUUUAACAAAAUGCUAACAGCUAAUGCUAAGCUAAGAGAGGAAAUUGAUCACCUCAGGUCACAAAGAGUUGUUUUCGAUAAUUUGAACAAGAAACUGAGUAAAGAGCUGAAUGAACAGAAGAAGAUCAUGGCAGAAAUAAUUGAACAAUCCACACAAGCAUAUGAUCAGAGAGAUGAAGCUCAGGUCAAAAUGAUGGCUCUGAAAGAGAGAAAUGAAAAAGAUCUGUCCCAGUACAAUAUGGAAUACAAAGAAUUGAUGAGAAUAAUUGACCAUGAUGCAAAAUUAAAAUUGUUCAUGAAUGUGAAAGCGCAAGAAAGAAGUGAACUUGAGGAAGAAGAAGCAGCUAAAAGAAGAGCAGGAGAGGAAGACAGAGCAGAAAAGACAGCCGAAGAAACAAUGGAAAUAUAUCAAAAAGCAUUUGGUCGUAUUAAAGAAGUCACAGAUGAAGAUGACAUUAAUUUGCUUGUAAUUCGAUUCAUCAAAACAGAAGAUGAAAACUUCGCACUUUUCAAUUAUGUUAACGAGAUGAACAAUGAACUGGAGCAAAUUCAAGAUCAAAUUGAUGCUGUGAAAAAAAAUAUCAAGAAGUUUAAAGAGGAAGGAGUUCAAUUCCAGGAGGAAAGGGAGAACAUUCUUCGUGGUUUGGAUGAAAAGUUUAAACAAACAACGAAAGAGGCUGAUUUGUUUGACAAGCAAUUGAAAGCAAGUGUGAAGAUUCUUGACCAAUUAAAGGCCGGCAUCGAGUCAGUGUUUGGAAAAAUCAAUUGUGAUCGUUCUGCAAUUGCUGAUAUGCUCGGAGAUAAUGAUAGUGUGAAUGAAAAUAAUAUGAUGCAGUAUCUCGGCAUCAUUGAACAGAAAACCAACGAACUUCUGCAAAUUCAUGCAUAUCUCCAAUUGAAAGAGCUCGAAUCGAAACCAGAGAAUGUUGCACCUGUUCCAGGCACCCCGCCAACAGCUACUGUUGCUCUACUUGGCGGUACAGCUGCUCCCGUGGCACUGUCACAAAUUGUAGUUGUACCACCCUCCACAGAGGAAGAUAAGGAUGAAGACGACGAUGAAUCUAUUGAUAUGGGUAGACCACUGACGACCAAAGAGCUCAAAGAGAGGGUAUUGCGCAACAUUCAAAAGAAAGAGUUAAUCAGCCAGGCCACCGCCGAUGUAACCGGUGCACCUCUGACCCAAGGCAAGCUACAAGGUGCCACUGGUUCUCCUGAAAAAAUUGCAAAACAUGAAACACAGAAGAAAAAAUCAAAGUAGUUUAUUUUUGUAGAUUUUAUUUUUUUACUUACAAUUGCACAUCCAUUGUCUAUAAAAAGCCAUAAUAUUUCUAUAGCCAUACAUCACUGAAAGUAUUUUUACACCGAAAGUAUUCUAGUCUAUAUAUAAAUAAAACUGUGCAAAUUUUAUUUUUUAUGUAAAUGACAUUACACAAUAAAGAGCAGAUCCUAA
This is a messenger RNA of Styela clava, 2100 nucleotides long. Its product is annotated as coiled-coil domain-containing protein 63-like. The record is from RefSeq and is a predicted model, not a curated record. Gene Ontology annotation, cellular component: axoneme. Gene Ontology annotation, biological process: outer dynein arm assembly; cilium movement. NCBI's taxonomy places the organism in Eukaryota, Metazoa, Chordata, Ascidiacea, Stolidobranchia, Styelidae.